UGAAAGUGUUAUUCCCGCGCUGCGAUAUGGAGUACAUUUCGAAUCUGCUGCCGCUCUUGCGCUCUCCGUCGUCCCGGAACGCCUCCCCUGCGGACGCCCGUCAACAAAAACAGUGCAGAAAGUCGAGGGUGAGCCAAGGGGUGCGUUGCAGGCUCGCGAAAAUGAAAUGUGUGCUCAUUUUCGACCAGCUGAACGAUCUGAUCUUCUCCAAAUGCGACAAGCGGUUCGCACACCAUGUCAAGAAGCUAGCACGCAUUCAGGGCCUCAUUUCCGAGGCCGAGAGCCAGGAUGAUGACGAAAAAUUCCUAGGCUUGAGCUCAAAUGUGGUGAUGCAGCUUUUUUCUCCAAUAGUAACGUCCCAGAGGAUCAUGAGCUGUCAGUUCGGCAAUUCUUAUUCUUCCGUUCAGUGCCAGGACGGGACUUCUAUGGUUUUUGAUGAGUACCUCGGCUUCUUGUUCGCGAUGAUCAGCACUGAAGAAGUUGAAAUAAUGCGGAGGAACCUUUCAACCUGCAUAGUGUUGGUCCAGCACAUUUGCGGCCCAGACGUCUCAAUGCUAAAAAGAAUACCUCCAAGAGCAAAACUGCUGACCAAAUUGAUCGACACUUGGGUGCUGCUUCGCGAUUCGGAGCAGGCCUUUUUGGUUGAGGCUGUCGAGCAGUUGAGUGUCAAUCCUGAAAUCACAAUGGCCACUCUGAAAGCGCUGCAGGACGCCUGUGACAGACUCAAGGCAGCCACAGACUUCAAUCGGAUUCACGCCCUUGUGUUUGUGGAGAACAAGUUUCUUUCUCUCUAUUCCAGCCGAGGAGCCCAAGACCUGACUCCUGCUGACAUUUUAUUCCUCACUCUGCUGACUGAAGUGUACCAGCCAGUCCUGGAUAAAUCAAAGGCAGCUGAGUUGAAGAAGCUUGUCACAUUGUCGAGCAUGACCAACGAAGAGGAGGACGAGUUUUUCAGUCCUUCGAACAGCCCAACUGGCACCCGCAGAAACUCGGCAAAGCCCCUGCUUACAGAGCAGUCUGAAAGCAAAGUGGGCACAGAUAUGCCUCUCUCCGGCAGCAAUUUGGCACUUCUUAUGGGAUCUCCACCUGGCUUCCAUCCACAUGUCGUCCACAUUGCUCCAAUUUCUGAAAAAGUCGCUUUAGUGCUUGUUCUAGAGACUGGAAGCAGCAACAUAUCAGCGGGUCUGUGGGAGGCCUGCCAUGCUUUGAAUUCCCUUCAGUCUCUGCAGCUACAGAAGGACAUGAAUGGAGUGAAAGCCACAACAGAACAUUUAGACUCUGGUGUGAAGAAAAUUCUUGAAGGACUGAAGAAGAUCCGCUCUCUCGGACCAGAGUACGAGCGGUGCCAUAGACAGCUCACUGCCAACUGGGAUGCUCUUAAAAAAAAUUACACAGAGUUGAUCAAAUCACAUGAUCUCGAUUGCGUCCUGAGGGUGGAGUCGUGUGGCCUCAAAUUCAUGGAGUUGCUUUGUGAAAUUUUCCGGCUUGUUUGCCUGGACCAAGCGGCAGUGACCCACUCUGCGGAUCCAGCCAGGUCGGUGGCCAAGGCUGUGCGGGCUCGCUUGGCCGACUUCAUUGGAUUCCUAAAAGUGAAGGCGAUGCGCAACUUCACGCUCGGAUCAAGAGCGACACUGUCCAUUAACAAGUACCUCGAGGAGUUCCCUGGCCUGGUGCACUUUUUGUACAUCGAUCGCACAAAUCACCGUGUCACAACCCCCAGUCUCGACUUUAGCUCUGAGGAAACCAUGUCGCUCACAAAACGAAAGAUCUGGUCCAUGGUUGACUUCAGCAGGGCGCAUUUGGUGGAUGGUCACAUUUCUCUUAUGUGGAAGGACACGACAUUCAACUACGCCUAUUUCCUUUGGUUUGAGGGCUCCUCGGGUUCUCCAAUCAGACCAAAGGUUUUUCCAACUGCUCAGCUGAAGAACAUGCCUCAGCCUGGUAUUAUGUGCGGAGAUUUUUAUCAGAACCUGAUCAGUGUAUGUUUUCCGAAAACCUCUCCUGGAAAAGUGCAAUGUUACGAGCUGUUUUGCGUGCAUCUUGGUCUGGCCACCUCCUCCUGUGUGUUGGAGCACACCAGAAGAUUGGCAGCUACAAUUUGGGAAGUGACAGGAGUUCCAGGAAACCCAGCCGAUCUUCUUUAAACAUUCUGCAGUCGCCAAAUUUGUUAGUUGACCAGGAUUUGCUCUCUUCUCUUGGGUUCGUAACUUAAUUUUGAUCGUCUGGAACUGUAAAUUUAUUUUUUACUUAUCAGUAACAAAUAAUUAACGGUCUUUAAAACCGAAUUAACUGGCUGAUAACAUUAAAGCGUUGAGGGGACUCCUCUUAAUGCCUAUUAAUGGGGUUUCUUAAAGGAGAAUUUUGACGUGAUUAAAUUUUGCCAUAUAGGCAAUUUAUUUACAAAUUUUGACUUAAAAUGCCAAGUGAUAAAACGCAAAAUCCGAAAUGCGUUCUGUUGAUUGAUCGAAUUUUUAAUACUUUUUUUCUGUUUAUAUACUUUACAAACUUUUUAUAUAUUUCAUCCAAGCUAAUACAUUCCAACGGGAUACGUAAAACAGUAAUUCAACCUAUAGUAUUGCCCUUUUUAGCGCAUUCAAGGAGGAAGAAUAUCUAGUCUUUGAGCAGCUUUUAGUACUCGAAUUUAUACCUCUAUAGUUUACAAGGUUCGGAUAAAAUUUUCAGAAAUUGGCUCUCUUUCUGACCUUUUGUGAUGGAUCUUUCAAUAACCGUGUUCCCUUAAAUGUAAAAUAAAAAUGGGUAAAUAACUUGAA
Messenger RNA from Cloeon dipterum, 2771 nucleotides. RefSeq names its product Hermansky-Pudlak syndrome 1 protein (gene HPS1). The record is from RefSeq and is a predicted model, not a curated record. Gene Ontology annotation, molecular function: guanyl-nucleotide exchange factor activity. Gene Ontology annotation, biological process: vesicle-mediated transport. Bases 27 to 2144 code for a protein of 705 amino acids. The transcript is spliced from 10 exons. Gene Ontology annotation, cellular component: BLOC-3 complex. Lineage: Eukaryota; Metazoa; Arthropoda; Insecta; Ephemeroptera; Baetidae.